This is a messenger RNA of Aegilops tauschii subsp. strangulata, 444 nucleotides long. Lineage: Eukaryota; Viridiplantae; Streptophyta; Magnoliopsida; Poales; Poaceae. The record is from RefSeq and is a predicted model, not a curated record.
AUGGCGUCCACCGGCCCGUCCGUCGCCGCCUCUGCCGUCCCGCCGACAGCGCCCUCCGGUGCAGCCCAACUGUCGUACGGCGCGGCCGCCGCCUACGGCGCGCCCGGCGUCACCCACAUGCAGCUGGCGCCCUCCGGCGCGGCCUCGCCGCCGUACGGCAUGCCCGGCGUCACCCACAUGCAGCUGGCCAUGCUUUGCCCGCCCCGUCUUGGCUUCUCCGGGCUGCCCGUCGGCGGUUAUGGUCCACCCAUCCCGGUGCCGCCCUACGGGGGCCUCCCGCCGUCGCCUUCCCUCGGUGGUUAUGGCCCGCCUGCCCUGGCGCCGCCCUACGAGGGCCUCCCGCCGCCGCCGGUACCUGUGCCAUGGGACCCCACCCUCCUCGCCGCCCAGCAUUCCGCGGCGUCGCCGAGUAGCUCUGUCGGUGGAGGCGACUUACGCCCGUAA